AUGACAGCCACAGAUUGGAAGAAGUACUAUAUGAAACUUAUGGCUUGUAUCUUACCAGGCUUUUCUGUCUCUCUCACUCUCUCUCUCUCUCUCUCUCUCUCUCUCUCUCUCUUCCAGAUCGUAUUCUUUGAGGAUAAGAAUUUCCAAGGUCGUAGUUAUGAGUGUAACAGCGACUGCCCAGAUCUGCACUCCUACUUCAGCCGCUGUAACUCCAUCAGGGUGGAGAGCGGCUGCUGGGUGCUGUACGAGCGCCCCAACUACGCAGGCUACCAGUACGUGCUGACCCCUGGGGAGUACCCUGACCACCAGCAGUGGAUGGGCUUCAAUGACAGCAUCAGAUCCUGUCGCUCUAUUAAAAGCGCCUCUGGCAUGUUCAGGAUCCGCCUCUACGAGCGUCCUGACUUUGCCGGUCAGAUGAUGGAGUUCAGCGAAGACAACCCUAACCUCACCGAGCGUUGGCGUCACUGCAAGGUGCACUCCUGCACCGUGAUGGACGGCGCCUGGGUGUUCUACGAGCACCCCAUCUACCACAGCCGCCAGCACCUGCUGGAGAGGGCAGAGUACUGCCGCUUCACCGAGUGGAACGCCAUGCACUCUAAUGUGGGGUCCAUCCAUCGCGUUCAGAACUUUUAG
Molecule: messenger RNA, 633 nt
Organism: Coregonus clupeaformis (lake whitefish)
Lineage: Eukaryota; Metazoa; Chordata; Actinopteri; Salmoniformes; Salmonidae
Product: gamma-crystallin M2-like
Exons: 2
Coding region: 1-633 (210 amino acids)
Biological process (GO): lens development in camera-type eye; visual perception
Molecular function (GO): structural constituent of eye lens
Source: RefSeq, a predicted model, not a curated record